Molecule: messenger RNA, 6122 nt
Organism: Pollicipes pollicipes
Lineage: Eukaryota; Metazoa; Arthropoda; Thecostraca; Pollicipedomorpha; Pollicipedidae
Product: serine/arginine repetitive matrix protein 2
Exons: 2
Source: RefSeq, a predicted model, not a curated record
CGCCGCCGCCGCCCCGACCGCGCCGCCCCCGCCACCAGGAGCUUGCACUGCGCGGUAGUGAGCUGCACGUGUGGGUGCCGGCCACGGUGGGCGCGCCGGCGCGCCAGUUCCUGCUUCGCUGCCCGAGCGGCUCGCCCGACCUCGACCAGGUGCUCUGCGUGCUGGAGAACAGCGGCCCGGCCGGCCUGGACGAGCUGCUGCAGGACAUGGCCUGCGCGCCGACCGAGUCGGAGGAGCCGGCCGUCGACGGCGAACCGGUGCGCACGACGCGCGCCGAGCUGCCGGCCGAGCCGUCGGCCGCGCCCCCCGUCGCCGGAGGGCGGGCCAGAGCUGCGUCUGCGCGACGGCCAGAUUCAGCUGAGCUUCGAGCCGACGGAGCCGGCCGGCCAGGUGCGCGAGGUGGUCAUCAGUUACGAGGGCUCGCGCCCCGACGUGCAGGCGCUGGCCGAGCGCGUGCGCCAGCUGGGCGUUGAGGACCUGGGCCGGCUUGAUGAGGUGCUGGGCGAGCUGGCCGGCGAGGUGCUGCAGGACGAGACGGUCGAGGAGGUGGACGCCUCCGGCCGCCGGGUCAUCCGCCGUCGGAAGGUAGUCCGCACCGAGGAGUCGAGCCCACAGUACGAGCCCACUCCCGCCGCCAAACAGCCGACUAACGCCAAACCCAGUCUUUCAACGGGACCGGACGACGUGAACAUCGAGAUCAACGGCCAGCAGGUGGUGCUGACGCUGAGCUCAGGCGGCCAGCAGCAGGAGGUGACGGUCACGCUGGAGGGGGACAACCCAGACCUGGACGAGCUGAAGGGCCAGCUGAAGACCCUGGGCUUCUUUACCGCGCCGCAAGUCACGCACAUUAUGAAGGUGAUCACGAAACACGUCGAGGGCAAAACGAAGAAGAACGGAGGGCGCGCUGAGAAACAGCCCACAUCAAACUUCCAGCGCGCGGGUUCCACCCGCGGCUCAACACGGGGCUCGACGCGUGGUUCCACCCGCGCUGCCCCUUCGCGCAACAAGGUGUCCGAGAUCUCCAAACGGUUCACCACCACUGCAACGCACACGGUGGCAAAGCCAGACGGAAGUGAGCCGAGCUCGCGGAGGUCCAAGCCGGAGGAGCCGACCACCAGCCGCGUCACGCGCCGCGUCGAGACGACGAUGACGCGCCGCGCCGCGCCCGCUCGGGACGCGUCGCCGACCAAGCGCUCCGCCGGCACGCCGUCCAAGCCGACAGGGCGCGGCCGCGACGCCUCGCCGACGAAGCGGGAGCCGGAGCGGCGACGCCGGCCGGACCGCGGCGAGCCCAACGAGCCUGCCGAGGGGCGCGUGCAGCUGCGCGACGGCGAGGUGGUGAUCGACCUGGGCGAGGGGGCGCCCGGCGCGCGCCACCUGGUGGUCGAGUACGACGGCUCGCGGCCCGACCUGCAGGCCAUCCAGCGGAAGCUGCGCGACGUCGGCCUCGACAACCUGGACGAGAUUGAGCGCAUCCUGGCCGGCGUUGAAGGCGACGUGGUGGAGGAUGUGCGCCGCGAGGAGACGGCCGACGACGGCAGCCGCACCGUUACGCGCACCAAGGUGAUCAAGACGCGGCGACCGGCGCCGGCCGACCCGCCACCGCGCACUGGCUCGCCGGAGAAGCGGCAGCCGCUGACGCGCUCGGCGCCGGGCCGCGCGUCCGGCCGGGCGGCCGGCCGCGUCGUGGCGCCGGCAGCCGGCCGCGUGCCGUCAAAAAACGAAGCUAGCAGCCCUCGGCGGUCUGAGGGCGCGCCGCAGCCGGAGGAGGAGAGGACCGCAGUGGACCACACCACCUGGGAUGUGCCCGACAACGUGGACGUCAGUGUGGACGAGGCGGGUGUGCUGCUGACGGUGCAGCCGGCCGCGCUGCAUGAGCGCCACCAGCUGCUGGUGACCUACGAGGGCGCCGCGCCCGACGUGCCGCAGGUGCAGGAGCUGCUGCGCCGCGUUCGUCGCCACGGCGCCGCCGACCUGGACGCCGUGCUGGCCGGCGUCGCCGGCGAGCUUCUGGAGGAGUCGGACGAGGAGGUGGAGAACGAGGACGGCAGUCGCUUCGUCCGGCGCCGUAAGGUAGUGCGCGCUCCGCCUCCGGAGGACACUUUCGUGUCCGAGACAAAGUUGCAGAUCGAUGUGGAACCGACGCGACCGCCGCCGGUGGAAUUCAACAUUAAGCUGGAGAAUGCUGAAGUAGAGGCAGUGGAAGACAACAACAUAAAGCUCAAGCCGACAACGCGGUCGGGCGCCAGGCCGACCCAUACCAGAGAGACGCGGGAUGCUCGAACCGCCGACGCCAGCGCCAGGGAGGCCAGGGCGAUCUCCGCCGGCUCCUCACACCAGUCCUCUCGCCGCAGCAGUUCGCGUCCGCGAGAGGACAAGAGCCGGCCCGCGGCCAGGGAGCAGCCGGCCGAGAUGGGCAGGAGCGCCCCCAAGCGUCCAUCGGUGGGGGCACGGCCGACACGACCUCGCGCGGCCAGCCCGGUCAAGCCGGCGUCCCGGCCAGAGGAGGGCCAACCCUGCAACCGCACGCACCAGCACGCGCCGGGCGCCGUCUGCACGCGCAAAGCGCCGCUGGACACAGGCCUGGCGGAGCUGCGACGCCGACGAUCGUCGCAGGGCAAGACGGAUUCGGCCAGUCCGGACCCGGAGAAGCCGGCGCCGAGGCGCGGCUCCGGACCGGCGGCCAGGGCUGUGCCGGCGCCGGCGAGGACCCCCGCCAGGAGGAGCCGUCAGGAGGCGCCGCCGUCCGCCAGCAGCGAGAGCAGCAGCGAGAGCGACACCGAGUCGGUCACCGAGGAGUUCGUCUACUUCAGCAACAAGGAGGACUCGCCGGACCGUCCACUGCAGGCGGACCGACGCACCUCGGCCGCCGAGAGCGUGUCCGACCUGACCGCGGAUGACGACCCCGGUGAGCGGCGGUCGCCGAGCCCGAGCCGAGAGACCGAGCCCGAGCGGCGCGACGGCUCGCCUCGCGCGAUGGACGGGCGUGAUAGUCUGCCGCGCAGUGAUAAAGAGCGCCAGCAGCGCACCAUGCACCGGCCAGUUGAUGAGGCCUCUGAACCGCAACUCCCGGGACAGACUGACGGCGAGGAGCAGCCGGCCAAAAAGCAGCCGACCAAGAAAGCGCCGCCGGUGCUGGCCAAGCCCCGUGUGACGCACGAGCCCACCACGGAGGAAAAUCAUGGCUCUGACGACGAGCCGGCCGUCAAGUCUGUCCGCAACAAGCUCUCGCUGUUUGAGCACAAGAUGCAGGCGGUGACACGAACGGCGACCUCCGCGCCUAAGUCGCCUCGGACACCGAGAAAGACCACCAUCUGGGACCGGGGCGCCGUGGCGGAGGAGCCGACCUCUCCGACCAUUGGCCAGGUACCGCGCACGCCCGAAUUCUCCCGCAGGCGAGACCUGUUCAACACAAGCGGCGGGAGAGCUCGACCGGACUCCAGCGAGCGGUCGGUGCGCGGGGCCGACGCCGUUGACCGGAGGCAGGAGGAGGAUCUGCCGGAGGCCGCGGGACAGCCGGAGGUCGAACGCACCGAGCCGUUGGACGAGCCGCCCAAGAGAGGUCGGCUCGACUCCCGCGGAUCACCGGAGCCGGAGCCGGAGCCGGAGCCGGAGCCUGACCGGCGGGACUCCAGCGAUAGGCGAGAUCAUGACACAUCUGACUCCUCCAGGGACGCUGUUCAUAGUGACCGCCUCAGCUCACCAAAAGACAAGCCGGAAGACGUUCCCGACCCAACUGACGCGGUACGCCACCAGCCGGAGUCAACCAGUGAGCCACACCACGAGUCUCCCGAGCCCGACGAUAGUCAGAGCACUCCUCGUCGCGACAGAGAACAGGAAUCUCUGGAGUCUGGUGAUGGUGACGAGCGUCGUAAGCUGUCCAGGGACGAGCACAGGGCGGAGCGUGGGCGGCCAUUGCAGGAACAGAAGCGUUCUCCAGCAAAGACAAAGGAGAGGCCCGAUGACGAACAGGAUAAGAAGGCACCCGGCAGGGUGCGCGCGCCGGCGAAGGUGGCCGCACGGCAGCCUGGCUCGUCAGGCCGGCGGGCGUCAGCGGAUCCCGAUCCCAAAAAGAAGCUGGCUGACAAACGAGAGCCCGAGCCCUCCAGAAAGGAGAAGCACACGUCUGAGGCGCCGCCUGGGCGGAGAAACAGCAGAAGGAGCAGCCAGGAAGCCACUGCGAGGCCAGUUAACAGCCAUGUUAACAAACGAGAGGAGAAAGGCAGCCCUCCCGACAAAAAUGUCGGGCGAAGGCUUACAAAGAAAUCAUCUGCUGGUAGCAUCACGCCCGAACGCAAACCCUCUUCCGAAUUAAAGUCCUCUCCGCUGAAGUCCAAAUCGCGGGUAACUCCCCAUAGGGACGUUCCCCGCCAGGAGCCAGGGCCGCCUGCUGAGCACAGGAAGUCUCCGUCUCCGGUCAGAGACGCCGACUCGCCAUCUGAGGAGCCAGCCGACGACUUCCAGAACACGGUGCACGUCGAGAUCGUGGACCGCAGUCCCGUCGGUGCCACGGACCAGGUCGAUGAGGUGCAGGAGCGCUCGCGCAGCGCGAGCCCGUCUCCAGAGCGGCCGGACCUCGGCAGCGACGAGCUCCGCAAGAAGGCGACGGGGUCCGGCCUGCUGGACAAACUGACGUUCCUGAAGUCGGCCGAAGAUACGAAGGAGACCAAGAGCGACGGCGUGCCGUCUCCUGACGUUCGCUUCAACGAGGACGAUCAGCCGUUCGGAAACAACCGACGCCAGUCGCGGCCGACCAGCGAGACCAGCUCAGCGCAUGAGCCUAGCCCGCCUGCGUUCCGACGGCAGCCCAGCUUCAAGUCGUCCCGGUUGGCCAAGGCAUUCGAGAAGUUCGAGAUGCGCUCGCACGGCUCGUCGCCAACUCGCGAGUCACCCAGUCCGCGCAAGAUCCGCCUCGAUCGCAGUGACUCGGUGCACAGAGCGCGCGACAAGUUUGAGCACCUGGCGCACGAGGAGCCGGCGCCGGUCGAGCCGCGGCCGGUGCACACGCGCGCCUCGCCAGAGAAGUCGGUCACCGUGAUGCGCGCCCAGAUCGAGAUGGACCGGACGCCGGCCGAGCUGGCGGCUGCGCGUCCCUCGCCCGCUCGGAAAGGAUCGUUCUCGCCGGAGCGGGAGUCACCCAAGGCGAUGAACGGACGUCGAGAGAGCGGCGAACAUCCCCAGGUCCUCUCCCAGGACCAGCUUCUCAAGCACGAUGUUGAAUCAGACGUUGAGUACCAAGAGGAUUCGUACACAGACGUGAAGCACGCGCUGAAGCAGGGGAAAUUCCCGUAUAAGCGGAUGGUGAGCAGCUCGUCGCUGGCGUCCGAGAGCAGCGAGCAGACGCGCGUCUCGGUGGACGAGGCACGCAAGCUGAACCGCGCCGACUCGAUCCGCAGCGUCGAGCAGGUUUCGCGCGAGCCAUCCCCUCAGAAGCAGGUGGCGCCGGAGCCCGAGCGUGAGCCGGAGCCGGAGCCGGAGGCGGAGCCGGAGGCGGUGGAGGAGCCGCGGUCAGCACGACUGGUGGGGCAGCUGGCGCGCGAGCAGAACCGUUCGUCCUUCCGCAACGUGACGCGGCUGUCAAAUCUGCGUUACAACCCGGGCAGCGAGUUCAUGGACGAGCUGUUCCCGAGCUCCGAUGGCCGGAAGGCCGACCAGGCGCCCCCCGCCCCUGGGAAGCCCGCCGCUCCGGCCGCAGGUACCGCCGAGAAGGUGCCGUCCCCGGCGCGAACGCAACCCUCGCCGGAUGCGGAGGUGGACGAAAAGCCGGGGGACAGGGACGCGCAGCGUCAGCCUCGCAGCCCUCCCAGGGAGCGUCAGGAGGAGUAGCGUCCCGAAGCGACCGGAGGAGAAGCCUUCACGCUCUCGCCACCAGCCGCGCAGAUCUCUGGAGCCUCAGGAGCUAGAGCUGGACACGGACAGUCAGUCCAUGCCCACGUCGCAGGAUAAGCGGCCCAUAGAUGAGAUCGACGACCUGGCGCUGCUGGAGACGCUGCUGGAAAAGGCAAAAAAUUAUGACGAAAGAUUCAAACUGCGCACGCGGAUCAGGAUCGUGAAGAAGAAAACGACCGCCACGUCGACUAGCUCAUCGCUGUUUUCCAAAAACACAGCGCGUCCGAGAAGUC